GAUCAUUUCCGUUCUGCAUUUAAAAGAAGCAUCACAGCCAAUACAAACAAACAUGCAACUGAAGAUCACAGAUGAUUGAGCACAAUUAAGUUACAUUUUCUCAUCAAUUUUGAUUUCACUGUAUUAAGUAAGGUGACUUUUCUCACAUUUAUAAUUUUACUGUGCUAAUUUGAACCUGGCUGCUACAUAUAACCACAUGACCAAAAUAGUGCCUUUUAAUAAGUCCUUUUUUUAUGCAAAUGAAUUGGAAUUAACCCACAGGAUAUCACGUGCUCUUUUACUGUGACAUACUUUGCCACAUAUUGGCCUCACCUACUAAAACAGAGUCUCAAAUAGCAGAGGACUACAGAGUAGAGAAACACACAGACACACAUCAUUUCCAUGACCAAGUGAACAAAAAAUGUCUCAGCCUAUUUAUAGCAAUAUAAACACUGAUGGAACACGGGAGAUGGAGAGGGUCAAGACAAACCAAACAGGAAGUGAUAGUGUGAAGAUCAGAAGCUCCAGAGCAGCUCUAGUGUGUUUGGUGCUGCUGUGUGUUCUUCUGCUGACUGCAGUCAUAGUGCUGUGUGUCCGCAUCCAUACAAACAGCACAAACUACACAGAAGAGACACACCAGUUACUAACUACAAUUACCAACCUGACAGAGGAGAGAGACCAGCUAAUAACCAAGAUCAACAACCACACAGAAGAAAGAGUCCAGCUACUAACCAAGAUUACUAACCUGACAGAAGAGAGAGACCAACUACUAAACAAGGACAUAACCUUGACAAAUGAAAGGGAUGGAUUAACCAAAAACAAUUACCAGACUAAACAAAGAGACCAGUUCAAUCAGGAGAGAAACGAACUGUGGAAGAUGCUCAAUGAAAUGGAUGGAUUUAUUUAUCAGUCCAGUUUUUACUAUAUGUCUGCUGAAAAGAAGAGCUGGACUGAUAGCAGAAGACACUGUACAGAGAGAGGAGCAGAUCUGAUCACCAUAAACAACAGAGAGGAACAAGAGUUUGUUAAAACGAUUUCUGGUAACACUGGAGUCUGGAUUGGUCUGACUGACAGUGAUGUGGAGGGCAGAUGGAAAUGGGUUGAUGGCUCCAACAUGACCUCUGGGUUGUGGAUGUUUGGAGAACCAAAUGGAUAUGGAAAAGAGAACUGUGUUGUGUUAUAUCCAUCAGGGUGGUAUGAUUAUCCAUGUAAUGAUGCUUUUAAAUGUAUCUGUGUGAAAAAUAUUUUUUUUAAAAAAAGGAGCAAUUAAAUUAAAUAUAUUUUACAUCCGUAACUACAAUAUGUGAAAUGUGUUGUAUAACUGAGUCAAGUUUCUUAA
This is a messenger RNA of Ctenopharyngodon idella (grass carp), 1318 nucleotides long. Its product is annotated as CD209 antigen-like protein E. Gene Ontology annotation, molecular function: D-mannose binding; fucose binding. The record is from RefSeq and is a predicted model, not a curated record. Gene Ontology annotation, cellular component: external side of plasma membrane. Gene Ontology annotation, biological process: biological process involved in interspecies interaction between organisms. The transcript has 5 exons. NCBI's taxonomy places the organism in Eukaryota, Metazoa, Chordata, Actinopteri, Cypriniformes, Xenocyprididae. The coding region runs from base 401 to 1249 and encodes 282 amino acids.